UACCGGAGGAUGAACGCGGACAGCGGCUGCACGGCGGCUCCCCUCCCGGUUCAUAGAGGCAGCAACCGGGGAGAAAGCUGAACGGAGAGGAACGACAUGCAGGGGGAGGAUUCACCUUAUCGAUAACUAACGCGGGAUAUCAGGGGUUGCAAAGAUGACUGAGGGCAGACUGUGCCAAGUGCAGCUGCUGGAUGACAGGAAGCUGGAGCUGCUGGUUCAGCCCAAGCUUCUGUCCUAUGAACUCCUCGACUUAGUUUCCUCCCACUUCAACCUCAAAGAGAAGGAAUUCUUCGGGCUCGCAUUUUUCGAUGACAACGGUCAGCGUAAAUGGUUGCAGAUGGACCGCAGGGUUCUCGAACAUGACUUUUCCAAGAAGUCCGGGACCAUUGCUCUCAACUUCCUGGUCAGGUUUUACGUAGAAAACAUAACACAGCUCAAGGACAUAAUAACAGUGGAGUUAUUCUUCCUGAAUGCCAAAUCUGCUGUCUAUAAUGAGGUUAUAGAGGUGGAAAGCGAGAACGUCUUCAAAUUAGCUGCAAAUGCCUUGCAGGAGGCAAAGGGAGACUACACAAGUGAUGAAAACACAAGAGCUGACCUGAAGAAACUACCAACUCUUCCCACAAAAGUUCUCAAAGAACACCCGUCACUUGCAUACUGUGAGGAUCGGGUUAUUGAAUAUUACAAACAGCUAAAAGGAGUCUCCAGAGGACAGGCUAUUGUGCAGUAUCUGACGUUAGUGGAAUCGCUGCCCACGUAUGGCGUGCAUUACUAUGAAGUGAAGGACAAACAAGGGAUCCCAUGGUGGCUCGGGCUCAGCUAUAAGGGCAUCGGCCAGUAUGACCAGCAGGACAAGUUAAAACCCAGAAAGCUUUACCAGUGGAAGCAGCUGGAAAACUUGUACUUCCGUGAGAAGAAGUUUGCCGUAGAAGUUAAUGAUCCACACAGACGAGCAGUAACCAAGCGCACAUUUGGACAGACAGGCCUGCUCAUACACACUUGGUAUGCCAGCCAUUCUUUGAUCAAAACCAUUUGGGUCAUGGCGAUCAGCCAGCACCAGUUCUACUUAGACAGAAAACAAAGCAAAGCAAAAUUAGGAACAGCAAGAAGUCUGGAGGAGAUUGCCAUGGAUCUGACAGAGCACGGAGGAGCAAAAAUAAACAAACUGGGGGAUGCAGGUCUGAAGAAUAACUUAAUAACAGCCAGCAAUGGGAGCCUGGUGUCUACAGGUUCUGCAGACUCUGAAAUGAGCGAAGAACAAAAAAAGGAGAAACUUGCUGAGCUGAGGAAAAAAGAGCAGGAGAUUCAGGACAUUUUGGCAAAGAAAACAAAAGAACUGAAGAAGAUUUGCCUGAGAGAGGCGGAGCUCACUGGCAAGCUGCCAAAAGAGUAUCCCCUCUCUUCAGGUGAGAGACCGCCACAGGUCAGACGGCGAGUUGGCACUGCUUUUAAGUUGGAUGAGCUUUUCCCCUACAAUGAGGAUCCUUUCCUGAGGAACCUGGAGAGCAGGUUCGCCCUGCAGCAGAAGAUUGUGGAGGCGGCCAAGAAGCUGGCAAAUGAACCAGAGCUGUGCAAAACAGUGAAGAAGAAGAGGAGGAGAAAUUGUCUGGAUGCCAUGCACAAACUCCAGCAGAUAGAAGAUGAGAUGAACCAGUACAGAAUCAAAAAGGGGAAGAAGCCGACACAGCGGGCCUCUGUCCUUAUUGCAGAUGAACUCAUCCGCUCAGACUGCAGCUCUCUGUCUAGCCUCCCGCUGGAUGAUGAUGACUCAGACAGUGCGAGUCAGAGGCCUCGGUCUCGAUCAGUCCAAGGUUCUCCUCAGCUCAGCCCCAUGCGAACGCUGGGGACGGAAUAUGACGCAGAGAGACAUGGAUGCCCGAGGGAAAAUCAUCAUAACAAGAACCACAGCAGAUUAGCUUUUGAAAGCCAGGAGGCUUCCCACUGCUACCAGAAUCCAAGAGAGGUUUCCUCCACGCACAGUAGUCCCUAUAAAACCCUUCCCAGACCUCCUAGAGAUCCACGCAGCAUGCCGCCCACCCCGGUUAUGACCCGAAAUGCCUACAGCAGCAGCCAGCUCAGGUCUGAGGGGUCUCCACAUUGCUUCAGGCAUCGCAGUGGAAGUCUGGAGUCCCAGCCUCACAUAAGAAAAGACACGGACUCCGAGAAGCCCGUCUUUAUGUUGUCGCCGGCUCACCGCAGCAACAGCACAGAGGUGUUAGAGGACUGCUCCUCCUAUACCAGCCAGUCCAGCCUGGACUACUGCGGGGCCACCAACUCCCACUACAGCACUCUGGACUCCCGAAGCUCCACCAUGCAUCGUCUCCACAGGAAGGUUGAGGUCUUUGGAAAUACUGGGAGUAUGCCUAACUUGGUUCAGCACCAUUCGGGUUGUAAUUACUCAUGUGAGACCCCAGCACACUAUGCACCCAGUGCCUACUACGUCUCCGGAUACCCCUGCCCGGAUAUGGAGCCUUACGCUAACGGUGCCUACGUGUAUGAGAGUGACGUAGAGGGCCACUACAACGUCAACCCUUCCUACCAAGUAAAUGGCUAUCAUGGACACGACAGGUUCAGGCAUUACAGCAGUGACCAGGCAGAUGGUCUUUCUCAGAAUCCCUAUGCUACGGUGAGGCCGCCGCGGAACAGAGAGGGGCCCAGGAACGAGCUGUUGGCCAAAAACAUGCAGAGGGCGCUGGUGGCAGAGCAUCUGAAGGGCUGGUAUCACAGAAAUAAGGGUCAAAGGGAAGGAGGGAGGGGGAUGAUGGCUGGGUAUGACUUUGACAAUGGCUCUCAGCUCAGCCUGGGCUACCAGACCAUGCCUGCCGCCUUCAGCCACUCCAGCAGGACCACCUCGUUUUCAUCAGUGUCUUCAGUGGAAAGCUCAGGUAACUGGCGCAACCAGCUGGCAGUCGGCCUGACAGAGUACGAUUCACCCGACACACCUCACUACCCACACCCUGGAACUCCUUACAACCGCAGUCCCACGCACAGAUAUCACCUGGAUGGAAGCUACAUGAGCAUCCGCUGAAGAGGACCAAACCAAACCUUUGGAAAUCAAACCACGGCCAGCAGCACAUGAAGGGGAAACAGAGGCAGUCCACGGACUUUGAUUCUGUUGUGUUUUAGCAGAGUCUACGUGCACACUGCCCUCAUGCAGAAGAAACCUCCGUACACAGUGAUGACACUCUUGAAUGACUUCUUCCAUGUGCCUUGGAUUGGAUGAAUUGUACAGGCAGAUGAGAAUGUGUCGAGAAACUUUAAAGGUGUUGCACAACCACACUGGAAUCAAACCCUAUUGUGUUUGAAGACAACAAAAAAGAAGCAACAUGUGUUUUUAACCCAAAUCCAACUCUGUGUAUUUUAACUGGAACUAGCUACUGCCUUAUACAAAACAGUAGGUAAUAGGAUAAAAGUCACUGUCAUCUCUCAUCUCAGUAAAGUAUGAUAAGAUAUAACAUCCUAAUGGAGAUGAAGUUAAAACAUGUUCAUAUAAGGCAUAAAAAGAUCAUUCUUUAGAGCAGACUGUGUUUCUUUCCUUUCUUUCAAUCAGAAUGUACUUUGUCAUUAUUGUUUAUAGAACCAUUUGUCUUUGUUGGUGCUGUAAUGUUGUGUUUUUACAAUGCAUGGUGACAAUUGAAUUUUUUUGAUAAGAUCUCUUUUUUUUAUCAACAGAAGAGCACUGCCGUAAGAAGCAUCUUCAGAUCUCCCUGUUUGUUUCCCUCACACAUUUGUACAGUCAGUGUGUAGUUCUAUGUUAGAUGUUGUCAUAAAAUAUUUUCCAUUGGGAACAAGGAUGUGAAUAAAUACAUG
Molecule: messenger RNA, 3807 nt
Organism: Cheilinus undulatus (humphead wrasse)
Lineage: Eukaryota; Metazoa; Chordata; Actinopteri; Labriformes; Labridae
Gene: frmd4bb
Product: FERM domain containing 4Bb
Exons: 23
Coding region: 155-3025 (956 amino acids)
Biological process (GO): establishment of epithelial cell polarity
Cellular component (GO): bicellular tight junction; cytoskeleton; adherens junction
Source: RefSeq, a predicted model, not a curated record